AUGACAAGCAGGUCAGAUAAUACACGUAGUAGAGGUCGUCGCGGAGUAGUCAGUAGAGGACGAUCGAGUCGUGAAAAUGCUGGUGAAGGAACAUCAAGUAGAGGUGCCAGUGGUCCAAGACGCAAUUAUAAAUGGACGCCUAGAACAACUCGAAUAUUUCUUGAGCUUGUUAUCGCUGAAUUAGAGGCGGAAGACUAUACGAUUAGGGUACCAUUAGCUGCUGGUAAACGGAGGAUCGAAGAAAAGUUUGUUGAACUGACUGGUGAUUCGAUCGAGAUGGAACCAUCAUGGUGGAACGAUCGAUGCGCGGAAUUCGGUGAAACAAACAAAAAAUAUAUAACCGUGUUACAAAAUAAGCCUCUUCCGUUCCAAGAUUUACUAGAUGUUAUACAUAGCAAACACGAUCUUGAGCAAGACUCUCGCUAUUCACCCCACAUGCUUGGAGUUCAUCUUGAUCUCGAAAAAGAACCAUAUAAUGAUGAUGAUGAUGAUGAUGAUGUGCCAGUGGAUGACACAGAAGAAAAUGGUCGAACCGUAGUUCCUCCGGAUAAUUCUAAUUUAAGAGCAUAUGAUGAUGAUUUACCACGACUCUCUCGGUCACCUAGAGAGACAACUCGACAUGCUCGACACUCAACGCAUGCGACGGCUUCACAUGCUCGGAAUACUUCGACACGACGUACUCAUCUGAGAAGAGCAAAUUUUGAGGCACGAAUUGAUGGAAGUUUUCAACGUAUGGAAGAAUCUCGUAGUGAGCUACUGAAUGUGGUGCGCUCACGGCAAAGCUCAAAACCGACGUAUGGUGAUGCAUUAGCUGUACUUGAAUCAUUGCCAAUUGAGCCAAUGAAUACAUUUUGGUGGGAGGCAAACAAGUUGCUAAUGAACGAUGAAGAUAUUCGUGACGGAUUUAUGAAGUUACGAAGUGAGGAGAAUAAAAUUCGACAUUUGGAGCGAUUAUCCGGUAUGGAUAGAUAUGGGAAUCCUUGUGAUCUAAUCAACUUACGAGUAACUAGCAGUAAUAGUGGAAGUGAUUAUGUAAGAUCUGAUGCUUCUAGCUACGGUGGUACUGGGUCUUUCGGUGGAGCAUCUGUUGGUGGUGGGUCAACUGGUGGAGGAUCUAUUGGUGGUGGAUCGACUGGUGGAGGGUCUAUCGGUGGGGGAUCGACUGGUGGAGGGUCUGUUGGUGGCGGAUCCAUUGGUGGUGGAUCAGUCGGUGGUGGGUCGGGUGGUGAUCAAGGUUUUGACUUAGGCACAUGGGAUAACAGUAAAAUGAUGGUGUUUUUCCUUCCCCUCCACUACCAGGAUCGAUUUCUCCAAGUUAUUAUCCUAACUCCGGGACUGGUUCAGGGUCACGAUGGACGAAUUUUUCUUCAUUAUUUGGGAUUGACUCUCCUAGAUCUGUAG
Molecule: messenger RNA, 1401 nt
Organism: Arabidopsis lyrata subsp. lyrata
Lineage: Eukaryota; Viridiplantae; Streptophyta; Magnoliopsida; Brassicales; Brassicaceae
Exons: 4
Coding region: 1-1401 (466 amino acids)
Source: RefSeq, a predicted model, not a curated record